AAAUUGCCGAUAAAUAAAACAAAAUUCUUGAAAAUAUAUUUUCGUUGUUAUUAUAUUAACUGUCAUAGUUUUAACACAAUAAAGUGCUUGCAUAACAAAUAUAUAUAUUUAUAUUAGUUUAUAGCUGUGUAUUCGAAAGUAGUCGUCAAAGUUAUUUGAAUAAUUAUGGAAGAUCUUAAGAACGUUUACAUUUCACCGCUUCCAGACUCCCCAUAUGUAAAGCCCUUUAGAUUUAAUUAUACUCAAAAUGGUAAAGAGAAGACCUGGGACCUGUUGGAAGUGCACGACAGCGUGGCUAUAGUAGUUUUUAAUGUGUCAAGAAAGGUUAUGAUAUUUGUUAAGCAAUUUCGUCCAGCAAUUUACUACAACUGCAUUCACCCUAACGACAGGAAAUCAAAUGUUAUAGAUACUGACAAGUAUCCAGCAUCACUUGGUAUAGCUUUGGAGAUGUGUGCUGGUAUCAUAGAUAAAAACAAGUCUGUUGAACACAUUGCUCAAGAAGAGGUCUUAGAGGAGUGUGGUUAUGAUGUGCCACUUGAAAAGUUGCAUAAAAUAACUUCUUAUAGAUCUGGUGUUGGUGUACAGGGAGCACUUCAAACAUUCUUCUACUGUGAAGUCACUGAUGACAUGAAGACUGAACAAGGUGGUGGUGUUGAUGACGAAAUUAUAGAAGUGGUUGAAAAAACCAUUCCAGAAAUUGAAGAAAUGGUCAAUUCGCCUGGACCUAUUUCGAGUCCACCCAGUUGCCUCUUUGCCUUGAUGUGGUUCCUCCAUUACAAAGCAGAUAAAUACCGAAAGUAGGUAUAAAAUAGUUUAUUCAUAAUGAAAUUUGUAUUGUUCAUUUCAAUAGAUUUUAUACUUAGAACUGAAAUGUGGCAAUGAGUAUAGUUAAUUAACCAUUGUUCUUAAACAGCCUCAGCCUUUUGCAUAUUUAAAUCAAAUUUAUAAAAAUUAAACACAAACUUUUAUUUUUGACUAAUCAUGUAGAAUAAUAUUUCUACAUUAUGCAUAACCUUUACAAAACAAUUGAGAAUUAAAUUAGAAUUUAAUUUCAAAAUUUAUAUUCAAAUCUUUAAAUGCUCAAAAAAGCCUUAAUAUAAAUAUAAUCCUAAAUAAGUGCAUCCUUACUAUAUUCCAAAAUACAUAUAUAUACAUAAAAAAUAAGGCUUUCAAAUAUUAUUUCUUAAAAUUCAUAGUUGAAUUAACUGUUGUAACUGUAAUUCUAUUACUGCAUACAAAAUAUACUUUGCAUGUAUUCCAUGUGAGUACGAGUACAUAUAUGAUAAGGCGAUGUUGAUAUUUAUAUCACAUAAUUACAUAUAUUAUUGUCCUUUUAAUCUCUCUUGUAAGAAUUUAAUAUGUGAAUUUAAUAUGUGAAAAACACUUAAUUAUUAGUUUUCAUGAUUAUCUUAAUAAAAGUCAUGUUUUAUCUUCUAAUUUCUUUUUUUAUAUAACAGAAAAGUCCAGUAUUACUGUUGUUAUUGAAUCAUCUUCCACUUAUAAGUUCUAACUAUACCUAAGGGUGUUUGUUUAAGUUUUAAAAUAUCUUCUAAAGUACAUAAUUAGUAGUACAUUUUCCCGUUACAUAAUAAUAUUAUAAUGUUCAGAACCAAUUGAAGUGACUUGUAAAUUUUAUUGUUUGCAUUACAAUAAGUAAUGUUAAGUAAGGCUGUUUUGUAAGAACAAACUCAAUACUCACCACAGAAAACGGUCGUCAGAUAGUGAUAUCUGACAUUGACCAUAAUAAUUACAAUAUUUCAAGAAUACACACAUCAGAAUAGUAUAUAUAUAUAUAUAUAUAUAUAUAUAUAUAUAUAUAUUGGAAUUAUAUAUAUAUAUAUAUACAUAUAUAAGUUGGCUGUUAAAAUGUCAAAUUUUUAUAAAUGUUAAAUUGUUUUCGAGGGUAAUCACGAACCGUCUUGCCCGAAAAUUCGAUGACUUCCAACCCGUGGAACAGGCUGAGUUUCGAAAAGGCUUCAGUACCGUAGACCACAUACACACACUAAGGCAAAUAAUACAGAAGACCGAGGAAUAUAAUCAGCCUCUAUGCCUAGCGUUUGUGAACUACGAAAAAACCUUUGAUACCAUCGAGACCUGGGCUGUUCUGGAAUCCAUGCAGAGAUGCCUAAUUGACUGUCGGUAUGUCCAGGUGGUGAUGUGUUUGUACGAAGCCGCAACCAUGCCCGUCCAAGUACAAGAUCAGAGCACAAGAUCAAUCCAAUUGCAUUGCGCGGUAAGACAGGGAGAUGUGAUCUCACCGAUACUCUUUACCAAUGCAUUGGAGGUCGUCUCCAAGACGCUCGAUUGGAACGGACGCGGCAUUAACAUAAAUGGCCAACACAUUACACAUCUGCGAUUUGCCGACGACGUUGUCAUCAUGGCGGAGACUCUGCAUGAUUUGGAAGAGAUGCUAAACAGCCUGAGCGAUUCUUCAAGACAAGUAGGUCUCGGGAUGAACAUUGAAAAGACCAAAAUUAUGGCAAAUCGACAUGUAUCCCCGAGACCAGUGGUCGUAAAUGACUCUCCACUUGAAGUUGUGCAGGAAUAUAUCUACCUGGGCCAAACUAUACAACUUGGCCGGCAGAACUUUGAGAAGGAGGCUAAAAGAAGAAUACGUUUGGGCUGGGCUGCAUUCGGGAGGUUACGUCAUAUUUUUGAAUCGUCGAUCCCACAGUCGCUUAAGACCAAUGUCUUCAAUCAGUGCGUCCUACCUGUAAUGACUUACGGUGCCUAAACGUGGACACUUACCGUCGGACUGGUCCACAAAUUUAAGGUCGCUCAGCGAGCAAUGGAACGCGCGAUGCUUGGGGUUUCUCUGGCAGAUAGAAUCCGAAAUCAGGACAUUCGCCAGAGAACUAAAGUCACCGACAGUGAAGUGGGCUGGUCAUGUCUCCAGGCUCAUUGAUGGCCGAUGGAGCCGACACGUGUUAGAGUUGAGACCACGCUUAGGCAAACGUAGUGUAGGACGCCCUGUGAUAAGAUGAACUGACGAUUUAAAAAAGGUGGCAGGUACGGGAUGGAUGCGGACUUCCCAAGAUCGGGAUGGUUGGCAUUCUAUGUGGACGGCAAAAGGCUGAAAAAAAAAAUAAUGUCAUAUGUAUGUAUACAUGAGUAUUUGAUGAGUUCUUACAGCAUAGCACUGCUGAUCAAUAUAUUCAUUAAUCCUUGUAUUUUUUCAACAGUUUUGAUAUCUAUAAGAAAUAUUAUGUAAAUUAAUGUGUAUUAAGUAGAAAUAUCUACUAUUAAGAUUGUUAACUGUUGUUUUUAGCGUUAAUUGGAAUAGAAGUUCUUAUAGUUCUGAAACUAUUUCGGUGUGUGUGUUUUUUUUAUAAGCAUGCAUUUUACAUUAAUUAUCUUUAUUCCCAUGUAUAUGUUAUAAUAAAUCUAUAAUCUUAAGUACAGUGUAAUUUAAUUAUGUAGACUAUCCUAUUUAUCGUUUAAUGAUAAGUUAUCGAGAAACCAUCAUAGAUACCAAUUGGACACUUAAUAUUUAUAUGAAAUGGUAAAUAUUCCUAGUUUAUUAUUAUAUAAUCCGUUUUUAUUUAUUUUAUUUAUCGAGGAAUGUAAUAUAGUAACGUCAACUGUCAGCGGAUAAUAUGAACCGUAGACAUCUUGAAAUAUUUCGACCAUUCCUCGAUAAGUGACAUAAAACAUGCAUAAUGAAUAAACAAAGCAAAUAUACUUAAUUAGUCAUUCUAAAAAAUAUAUUUUAUAAUAAAUUCUAUUAUGUUAUCAUUUUGUUUCUUUUUUAAUUAAGUAGAAAAAAUUUUGUAUCUCGAUGUCAAUAACGGAAUAGGUCAACGUGAUCUUACGAAAAUUUUCACCGCUCCGUAUCCGCGGGGUAGCCAUAGCAUCGUAACCGUGCAGCCUACAGUUUUUGUAAAAAAAAAUAAUUUAACCCUAGCUUUUUAAAAGUGUUAUUGUAUUAAUUAUUGAAUAAUUCCUAUUUUAAUAUAACAAAAUGUGCGCAGGUCAUUUGGACGUUACUGUGUGGAAUGCAAAGUAAAGAAAUAAUGAAAAUAUAUAUAU
Messenger RNA from Nymphalis io (European peacock), 4029 nucleotides. RefSeq names its product uridine diphosphate glucose pyrophosphatase NUDT14-like. Gene Ontology annotation, molecular function: metal ion binding; UDP-sugar diphosphatase activity. Gene Ontology annotation, biological process: ribose phosphate metabolic process; nucleoside phosphate metabolic process. The record is from RefSeq and is a predicted model, not a curated record. Lineage: Eukaryota; Metazoa; Arthropoda; Insecta; Lepidoptera; Nymphalidae. Bases 166 to 801 code for a protein of 211 amino acids. The transcript is spliced from 4 exons.